This is a messenger RNA of Symbiodinium sp. CCMP2456, 1071 nucleotides long. The record is from the annotation of a GenBank genome assembly. NCBI's taxonomy places the organism in Eukaryota, Dinophyceae, Suessiales, Symbiodiniaceae.
AUGCGUAAGACAGCAUUGAUCACGGGCAUCACCGGACAGGAUGGAUCCUACCUCGCGGAGUUUCUGUUGGAGAAGGGCUACUGUGUCCACGGCAUCAUCCGAAGAUCGUCAUCGUUUAACACAGCACGCAUCGAUCACAUCUUCGACAAGGUGAACCUGCACUAUGGCGACCUCGUCGACUCUAGCAACCUAGCCUCCAUCAUGGCCAAGGUCAAGCCUGAUGAAGUCUACAAUCUGGCAGCGCAGUCCCACGUCAAGGUCUCUUUCGAAGAGCCGGAGUACACGGCACAGGCUGAUGGCGUGGGAACUCUCCGGCUUCUGGAAGCAAUCCGCACAGUGGGCCUGGAGAAAACCACCAGGUUCUAUCAGGCAUCGACAUCGGAGCUUUACGGUAUGGUGCAGGAAGUGCCGCAGAGAGAGACCACUCCCUUCUACCCUCGCUCGCCCUAUGCCGUGGCGAAGCUCUACGCCUACUGGAUUGUGGUCAACUACCGCGAAGCAUACGAGAUGUUCGCUGUCAAUGGCAUCUUGUUCAAUCACGAAUCGCCUCGUCGAGGAGGCACUUUCGUGACCAAGAAAGUCACGGCCAACGUGGCGCAGGUCAUGGCAGGCACGCGCGACCGGAUACUGCUGGGAAACUUGGACUCCAAGCGUGACUGGGGCCAUGCCAAGGACUAUGUGCGCAUGAUGUGGAUGAUGCUGCAAGUGGAGAAGCCAGACGAUUUUGUCGUGGCCACCAACAAGCAGUACAGCGUGCGAGAUUUGGUCACUCUGUGCUUCGAGAUGGUGGGCAGACCGGUGAUUUGGCGCGGAACAGGCCUCGAGGAGGAAGGAGUGGACGAGAAGAGUGGCCAGGUGUUGGUCCAGGUCUCUCCGAAGUAUUUCCGACCAACCGAAGUGGAGACGCUCCUGGGCGAUCCGAAGAAAGCCAGCGAAAAGCUGGGAUGGAAGCCAGAAAUCUCCUUCAAGGAGCUGGUUCACGAAAUGCUUGACUACGACAUGACCCAGGCAGGCCUGACGCUGCCAGCGUCAGCAAGGGACAUCAUGAAGAGACAGGACAAGUACUGCUAA